Messenger RNA from Physella acuta, 2699 nucleotides. Its product is annotated as cholinesterase 1. Lineage: Eukaryota; Metazoa; Mollusca; Gastropoda; Physidae. The record is from RefSeq and is a predicted model, not a curated record.
AGUGAUGUGGUGCCGCGUGUUUCUGGUUGUGGUCGCCGUGUGGUGCCGCAUGUUGCUGCUGCUGCUGUGUCCUGUCCCGGUCCUAGCCUCCGUGAAGAGGACCGUGGACCGCCAGACCAACUACGGGACGGUCCGCGGGCUGGUGGACACCCUGCAAGACCCCGCCCACAAGGUGGAGAAGUUCCUCGGAGUACCGUACGCCAGGGCCCCGGUAGGAGAGCUGAGAUUUGAGCCUCCCGUCCCGCCAGAGAGAUGGCAGGGGAUCAGACCCACCCAGGAGCUCUCCCCCGCCUGCCCCCAGCCGCGCAUGGGCGUGGAGUACAUCCAGAUGCACGUGCCGGAGUUCAACAAGACGAGUGAGGACUGUCUCUACCUUAACAUCUUCGCCCCAAAGGUAACAGACGACCGCAAGCGUCACGCCGUUCUAGUCUUCAUCCACGGCGGAAGUUAUCAAAACGGGAUGGGCGCCAUGAUAGACGGCAGCCAUCUUGCCGCACGGGAUAUCGUUGUGGUCACGUUCAACUACAGGCUGGGCCCGCUAGGUUUCCUUGAGACCAAUGACGACGCCUUCCCCGGGAACCUGGGACUGCUGGACCAAUUGGAAGCGCUGCGGUGGAUCCAGCACAACAUCCACCACUUUGGCGGCGACCCCAGCCGCGUCACCAUAGACGGACACAGUGCGGGUGGCUGCAGUGUGGGGCUCCUCAUGCUUAUGCCCAUGGCUAAAGGUCUGUUCACGAGGGCCAUCCAGCAGAGCGGCUCCCCAUUCGCCGACUGGGCGGUGACGCGUCAUCCGGCCGCCUCCAAUUUCUACUUUAAGCUCUUCACUGCGGCGGUCGGCUGCUACGGUAACGGUACGGCAGAAGUGAAGAAGUGCUUGAAGCAGAAGUCAUCGGAGGCCAUCCAGAAAGUGAUCUACGAUCAGCCGGAGCACCCAGUAUCGCUGGUGCCGCCCUUUAGACCAGUGGUCGAUGGCCGAGUUUUACCUGACACACCUGAGCGUCUGGCAGCGACAGGUGAGAUCAACGGUCAGGAGAUUCUUACAGGCACCACAACUGACGAGGGUCUUAUAGCAGCCGACCCCCUGUUGAACAACUUCGGCGUGGGCCGGACAGGUCUGCCUCGUCUGCUGGCCGUGAUGAGUGGCCUGAGCGUUGACCUGCCGGACAUCAGGAGCCUCAUAGAGAAUGUUUUGGAACAGUACUACCGAUGGCCAUAUGACUUCAAAGACGAUGAAAUAAGAAAAGGCUUUAUUGAAAUUGUGGGUGACUACUUUAUCGCGGCACCGACCCAGAUGACCGCUGACCUGCUGGUAGACAGAAACGUCACCGUCUACUUCUACAACUACGACUACUCGUCCGUCUACGACGAGUUCGGUGGGGUCAUUCACGGCGCAGAGCUUUUCUACCUGUCCGGCUACCCAAUCACCGGCUACGGAAACUUCCGGUACGACGGCACGGACCAAAACAUGUCGGAGAAACUCAUGCAGAUGUGGGCAAACUUCGCACAAAAUGGGCUGCCAUCUUUAGUACCACAGGAACAUUUUCACAUGACACCGUACACUAAGGCGUCACCGGUGUACACGCAGAUCACGUCUAAAGACCACCACGUUCACAUGCGGUCCAAGAUGUCGUUCAAAACGGAAAAAAUGGAAUUCUGGAAUCGCCAUGUUCCCAACCUGUAUCUAAACCAGUUGCGAAAAGACGUCCAUUUACUGAAAGAGGCGGAAGCGAAAAUUUUCAAGCAGACGAACAUCAGCCUCGAUUUGAUGAAGAGAUCCUCCCCUUAUAUCGGUAGCCAUAUAUCAGGCAGCUGGAUCCUCAUAGCGGCGUGUAUAGGGCUGUCUAUUUUGACGGUGUUGUUGUCCGUUUGCUACUGCCAGGUACGGAGACAGGUGAAGACGUUGAUACGACAAAGCAGUGUCAGCAGUGGUCAGCCCAUUUUAUAGUGACGGGCCGUGUGUCCACUUGUUGUGGUCAAUGUAUAGAACUUGACAUCCCAUACUUGACACAAUGGCAUCUGUACAAAGUUGACAGCAAACACGGUGCUCCUGAUACCCUUGAAUGGCAUUCCAUAACCGAUUGACGUCAUUUCAUAUGUUGAUGUUAUUACAAAAGUCGCCGGUGCUGCGCGACUGUGUACAGUUUGUUGGUCAAAAACUGACAAGCAUUAGGCUCCAUUAAGCCAACCUGGUAACCACGGCCAACAUUAACUUUCGUCAACCUGGCAAAUCCGCAAGUCGGCAAGCUCUUGAACAAGAAGUCACAUUUAGUGAGAUAACCAUUUCAUGUAUAAAAAUCGAGAUAAUUAUUUAUUUAAGAGUUUAGAAGAAUGAUGGGAAAGAUGGCGUGUACAGAUUUAGGGCUUGGCAGACAGAAGGCGAGAUGUACAAUGUAUGUGUAAGCUGUGUGAUGUUACCCAGCCCACUUACCAUUGGAUUCGUCCGUGUUUAAUAUUCAACAUCUAGGCCGCUGUGUGCUUUUGUUCAAUACUCCCCCAUCUCUACUUGACUUCACAAAUCAGUUUUUUAACCAAGAUAGUUAUGUCAAAAUUGUUUUGUCAAACAUACAUUAACUACUUCACAACAUAUUGUUUCUAAAAUGCUUAAAAUAGCAACAUAAAAUAUUCCAUACUUCAAUGUCACUUUAAAAAAUAUUUUUCUAGAAAUCCUGGCUCGGUCAGUAUUAGAACUCCAAUAU